CUUUCUCUGGGUCGCUCUGCAAUGCGGAGCAGGAGGAAGGAGGGGGGGACCUGGUAGGGGCUGCCGGGCACUGAGCGCGUAGUCAUGGCCAGGUUUGGGCUGACCAUCGUCAGACAUGGGGAGACCAGAUACAACAAGGAGAAAAUGCUGCAAGGCCAAGGGGUGGACGAACCGCUCUCAGAAACAGGAUUCAAGCAGGCAGAUGCAGCCGGAAGAUUUCUUAGCAGUGUCAAGUUUACGCACAUUUUCUCGAGUGACCUGAUCCGGGCAAAGCAAACGGCAUGCUCCAUCAUGAAGAACAACCAACGCAGCGAGCCGGUGACAAUUAACUAUGACAGCAGGCUGCGAGAAAGGAAGUACGGCGCUGCGGAAGGUCGACCUCUAAGUGAACUAAAGACAAUGGCCAAGACUGCUGGGCAGCAGUGUCCUUCAUAUACACCUCCCGGAGGAGAGACUUUAGAGGAGGUUAGAGCUCGUGCCAAAGAUUUUUUUGAGUUUCUUUGCCGGUUGAUGAUUGAGGAAUCACGUGCUGCGGGAAGUCCUGGGAUCACGCCUGCAGACCUCGCCCCAUUCACGAAUCACGGCUGUGCAACUACAGACAGCGGCGAUAACACACUGGAUGCACACGUACUUUUAGUGAGCCACGGAGCAUACAUGAGGAAUUGGAUCAAGUAUUUUGUAGAAGAUUUACAAUUCACUUUCCCCCCUGAUCUGAAGAAAUCUCGAGAACUGUCCGUUAGUCCCAACACCGGGAUCAGCCAUUUUAUUGUCCGUGUUGAAUCGGGGGGAAACACGAUCCCUAAAAUCCAUUGUGUUUGUAUUAAUCGCCAUGAUCAUCUAGCGGAUGUAAAUGCAGACACUAGCCAUUAUGUCGUAUGACUUUUAUCGACUGUCCACAGUGUGUACGGCGUGAACACCCCUCGCCUCUAUAGGUGUUGGUGAACGUCUCUGGUUGGUAUCGUAUGCUAGUAGUUAAGGAAUAGCUGGACAGACAGGUGUUGCUAUAUAUAUAUAUAUAUGUAUAUCAGUGCAUGUAAUAAACAUAUUUAUAACUUACUCCUAAA
This is a messenger RNA of Spea bombifrons (plains spadefoot toad), 1064 nucleotides long. It is a transcript of the gene TIGAR, whose product is annotated as TP53 induced glycolysis regulatory phosphatase. Gene Ontology annotation, cellular component: cytosol. Gene Ontology annotation, biological process: negative regulation of programmed cell death; positive regulation of DNA repair; fructose 2,6-bisphosphate metabolic process. Gene Ontology annotation, molecular function: fructose-2,6-bisphosphate 2-phosphatase activity. The transcript has 6 exons. NCBI's taxonomy places the organism in Eukaryota, Metazoa, Chordata, Amphibia, Anura, Pelobatidae. The record is from RefSeq and is a predicted model, not a curated record. Bases 85 to 879 code for a protein of 264 amino acids.